AAGCCGCAGCUGUUGCAUCAUGAUCUCGAGCCUGUUUUCGUUGGCUCGGCGUCCCUGGUGGCUUCGUCUUGCAUCGCUACCCUCAGCCGAAAGUCACUACCGAGACGAAUCACCAAUCGUCGGCCGAAUCACCGCCGCGUGCACCUCGCCGAACCACCACCGUGGCCAUCCUUCGCCAGGGAGCACCGUACCGGUCGUCCGUCGAGCCAAUUCCGAUGAAGUCCAUCCUGUGAAUUUAGUGUGUUCCCGAGGAUCUCCGUCUUCGUCUCUCUGUGCUCUGCCGGGGAAGCAUUCCAAAAACCUCAGCUCACUUCCUAGCCAGGCCACGCCACGCCAAGUUACCAACCCUUUUUUCUCUUCUGGGGAGAGAGAGAGAGGUCUGGAAGUAAUACACUUCCCAGAUAUGGCACACUCAAAGGCCAGAGCUUUUGAGUUCGAUGUGUUCUUGAGUUUUAGUGGAGUGGAUACUCGUUUUGACUUCACAGACUUCCUCAAUAAAGACUUGAAUAAUGCUGGAAUUCGCGUAUUCAGGGACGAAGACUCAAUCAAGGUGGGUGAUAAGAUUGGUGAGACAAUUCUACAAGCUGUCAACAACUCCAAAAUCUACAUACCCAUCAUCUCUCAAACUUACCCUAACUGCAAAUGGUGUCUUUUCGAGCUUGAACGCAUGAUGAACAAUUUGUCUCAAUCAGAGGGAUAG
Molecule: messenger RNA, 700 nt
Organism: Eucalyptus grandis
Lineage: Eukaryota; Viridiplantae; Streptophyta; Magnoliopsida; Myrtales; Myrtaceae
Exons: 2
Coding region: 20-700 (226 amino acids)
Biological process (GO): signal transduction
Source: RefSeq, a predicted model, not a curated record